AUAUCCACCUGGUAUAUACUAACUCGCCCACAGUUUCCCCAAUUUCCACCUUCUUUCUCCCAUCGGUUUCUCCAACCAUAAUCCCUCAAAACCCACUCAACCGCUUGAUGAAUCAUCUCCUGUAUCAUCUUCUUAAUCCACCCAAUCCCUUUAUUCUGAUUCACACAGAUCCCAGUCUUGAAUUUCACUCAAAUUUCUGAUCUGGGUAUCUCUCAAAUUGAUUUAAUUUGCUAAAAAAACAAUUCAUUUGGUUCUUUCAUAUGUUUUGAUUGGUGGGUCUUGAAUCUUUCAAGAAAAAGAUCAUUAAUUUGCAAGAAUUUGUUAUUAAAUUUCUCAAGGGUUUGGUUGUUAUGGUGGCUAUAAAGAUUGGGAUGCUUCACUAUGUGUUGGACCAUGUAUAUGGUGCUUUUAUGCACAGAACAAAGUUAAGCCCACCCUUUUUUUCUAGAGGGUGGGGUGGGUCAAAACUUGAUCUUUUGGAGAAUAUGAUUAAGCAGAUUUUUCCAGCAGCAGCUGAAGGGCAGAAUUGGCCUCCAAGAUUGAUUCAACCCAUGUGGAAAACAGUUUGGGAAACUAAAAAUGCUUCCUUGAAAGAAGGGAUUUUUAGGACUCCUUGUGAUGAACAGAUUAUUAAUGCAUUGCCUCCUGAAAGUCAUAUUGCAAGAGUUGCUUUUCUUGCCCCUAAGUUUGUGCCUCCACAUAAGAUGGCUUGUGUUGUUCAUCUUGCAGGUACGGGGGACCAUAGUUUUGAGCGAAGGUUGCGUCUUGGUGGGCCACUUUUGAAGGAAAAUAUAGCAACCAUGGUUCUUGAGAGCCCGUUUUAUGGACAAAGACGCCCAUUUCUGCAAAGCGGGUCAAAACUGUUAUGUGUGAGUGAUCUGCUUUUAUUAGGAAGAACUACGAUUGAAGAAGCGCGCAGUCUUCUUCAUUGGUUAGAUACUGAAGCGGGUUACGGGAAAAUGGGCGUUUGUGGUCUAAGCAUGGGUGGAGUACACGCAGCGAUGGUUGGAUCAUUACACCCGACACCCAUCGCUACACUCCCGUUUUUAUCUCCACACUCUGCUGUCGUAGCAUUUUGUGAGGGUGUAUUGAAGCACGCCACCGCAUGGGACGCCCUACGACAAGAUCUUUCUACCGCCAUGACACUCCACGAAGUACAAGAGCACAUGCGACACGUGUUGUCUCUCACCGAUGUCACGCGCUUUCCCAUCCCCAAAAACCCCAAUGCCUGUAUUCUCGUUGCCGCUACUGAUGAUGGAUACAUUCCUAAGCAUUCGGUUUUGGAGGUCCAAAGAGCUUGGCCUGGAUCAGAAGUGAGAUGGGUGACGGGUGGACACGUGUCUUCGUUUAUUCUUCACAACGGUGAGUUUCGUAGAGCGAUUAUGGAUGGAUUAAAUCGGUUAAAGUGGAAGGAGCCCCCUAACUAAUUUAUGAUUGUUGGCAUAAUCAUAACAAAAAACAAAGAGAAGAUGCUACUAACUAACCCUUGUGAACUGUAAAGUUGAUACAGGAGGCUGUACAUUCUUUAUUUUUUUUUAAUUAUUUUUUGUAUGAUUUAUUUAUUUAAUCAUUUUUAUGUAUUUUCUCGAAGAACCAUGCCACCGUCGUCAUAUCAUUGUUUGUUUAACAAUGUUAUAUUGCUCCC
Messenger RNA from Helianthus annuus (common sunflower), 1645 nucleotides. Its product is annotated as protein ABHD18. Lineage: Eukaryota; Viridiplantae; Streptophyta; Magnoliopsida; Asterales; Asteraceae. The transcript is spliced from 5 exons. The record is from RefSeq and is a predicted model, not a curated record. Bases 351 to 1427 code for a protein of 358 amino acids.